Electrophorus electricus (electric eel) is the source of this 1003-nucleotide messenger RNA. The record is from RefSeq and is a predicted model, not a curated record. Lineage: Eukaryota; Metazoa; Chordata; Actinopteri; Gymnotiformes; Gymnotidae.
GGGAAGAUGGCCUAUUUUGAGAUGCCUGCAGAGUACAGCAUUGAUAUUAACAUUCCCAUAGAUUGGCCUGUUGCAGAACAGAGGGUGCUCAGGUUUGGUUACUUCGGUAAGGACAAGCCGGAGUUGGUGCGGCUUCUCCUGUGUAAUGUGUUGGGCUGUUUGACAGAUGGGCAGAUCUCUGUCUGCAAGUGGAGACGAGAGGGUGUCCGUUAACAGCAGAGAUCUGGAUGGUAUCACCAUGCUGCAGAGAGAAGGAACAGAGGUGAUCCUUCUGACUUCCAGUGAGAACCCCACACUGAAGACUCUCACAGACAAGUUGUCCCAGCAAACGGGCUGUGUUGUGAUGUCUCUGAAUGAGCCGAAGCAGGUGGAGGUUGAGAAACUGAUGAAGGAGAAGAGGCUAGAAUGGAAAGAGGUGGCCUAUAUUGGUAAUGAUGCAACAGAUGUGGACUGCUUGAGCCUGGCUGGACUGAGCGCUGUGCCCCUGGACACCUCUGGGAUGGCGCUCAUUGCAGCAAAGUACCAGUGCCAGAGUACCGCGGGCCAUGGUGCGGUGCGGGAGUUCUGCGAGCACAUUCUGCACAGCCUCCAGCCAGCAGGGAAUCCUCAGUGCCAGAGCUUACCUCCCACCCAGACUUUGCCGCUUGCUACCAGUGCGAGUAUCUCCGCGUGUUCCUUCCCCUGCAGGGCCCAUGGCCGGUACCUGCCCUGGCCAAACCAGAGAUGGUCACGGCUCACCGGCGCGGAGAAGUUUUCCCGACUGCGAGGGUGGUGGCAGCGGUGGUGGCAGCGGUGGUGGCGGUGGUGGCGGCGGCGGUGGCGGCGGGGGCGGCGGCUGCGGCGUGCACCACUUCCCGCCCCCGCAUCCCUUUUGGGGGACAAUGGGGGCCCCCCUUGUCUCAGGAGAGGCCAUCGUACCAAAGGCGCUCGGGGUCACACUGUCACACAGUGUCAGGGGAUUAAAUACAGACAAAAAAGGUGUGUUUUGUCCAAGGGUGUGUAG